CACAAGCGCGGAGCUCUUUCAGCCUUUCAGCCUCUUCUGUUCUAUUUGUGGUGUUUGUAACAUCUUGGAUGCUCUCCUGCCAUUAGUGAGCGGUGUUAAUGAGCGAGGCUUGCUCAGGGUGCUGCAUUUUGUGCUCUUGCUGCGUUGGGAGCAGUGUUUGAGUGACCUUUGCAUAACAGAUGAAGGGUCAUGGACACAAACCUUUGGUUUUUCACUGUCACAGCAGCCUCAGCUUCUCCAGCCCUUGCAACAUAUUUAGCUUUAGUUUCUAUUUGUGAAAAGCCGGCUUUCCAAAGUUCUCCGUGGGUAUUUUUUCCACCAUAAUUGUUCCUAGGAGCGUAGUUAAGGGUUGGAGAAGACACAGGGAGGGUGAGAGGCACUCACACUGCCGGUUCUUUGUGAGUAAUCCAAGAGAAACAAGUGCCAAGCACUGCCACGUUUUCAUCUGUUGGUAAACAUCAGCUGCUGGUUGGCCUUGAGGGAGGAAGACUGAAUUAGUUCCAGAUGGAGAACUCUUUCAGCCCAUUUAGACUUUCCAGUUGAUUAAAGGCAGCAGGCAGAAAACAUGGAGCAGCCCACGUGAAGAAUCCUUUGGAGUUUCUGUUCCUCCAGGAUGUUCUUUGAAGGACCAAACCCAGUUUUGCAGGCCCCUGGGAGAUGAAGCAUUGACCACAUGACAUUUUUAUUUCAACAAGCGCUUUCUCAGCCUUGCUGGUGAAGGACAAAGAAUAUUUUGGAAAUAUUUAUUUCUCCACCUCGCCAUGACGAGCGCCCUGAGCCCGGAGGCCCCGAGCCCUGCCCAGCUGGAGGAGAAGCCCAAAGGAAAAUCCCUGUUCCAGCUGGGCUCCCUCUUUGCUAACAGGAGUGAGAAAUUCGUGAUUGCUCGCAGUGACAGCCUGCCAGAGGAGAAUGUGCUGAAAAUCACAAUCACAGAGACCACGGUCAUCGAGUCCGACCUGGGCAUCUGGAGCUCCCACGCCCUCAUCUACCUCACUCUGUGGUUCUUCUUCAGCUUCUGCACUCUGUUCCUGAACAAAUACAUCCUGUCCUUGCUGGAGGGAGAGCCCAGCAUGCUUGGUGCUGUUCAGAUGCUUUCCACCACCUUCAUUGGCUGCAUCAAGAUGUUUGUCCCUUGCUGUCUGUACCAGCACAAGACCAGAAUCUCCUACCCCCCAAAUUUCAUCAUGAUCAUGCUCUUUGUUGGAUUAAUGAGAUUUGCAACAGUGGUGCUGGGGCUGGUGAGCCUGAAGAAUGUGGCAGUGUCGUUUGCAGAGACUGUGAAAAGCUCAGCUCCCAUUUUCACCGUCAUCAUGUCCCGCAUGAUUCUGGGGGAAUACACUGGGCUGCUGGUGAACCUGUCCCUGCUCCCUGUGAUGGGGGGCCUGGCUCUGUGCACAGCCACCGAAAUCAGCUUCAACAUCCUGGGCUUCUCUGCAGCCCUGUCCACCAACAUCAUGGACUGUUUGCAAAACGUCUUUUCCAAAAAACUGCUCAGUGGAGAUAAAUACAGAUUUUCAGCCCCAGAGCUUCAGUUCUACACAAGUGCUGCUGCCGUGGUUAUGCUCAUUCCAGCUUGGAUCUUUUUCAUGGAUGUGCCUGUGAUUGGGAAAAGUGGGAGAAGCUUCAGCUACAACCAGGACAUUGUAAUUCUGCUGCUGAUUGAUGGAGUCCUGUUCCACCUGCAGAGUGUCACAGCCUAUGCCCUGAUGGGCAAAAUCUCCCCUGUCACUUUCAGCGUUGCCAGCACUGUCAAGCACGCCCUGUCCAUCUGGCUCAGCAUCAUUGUCUUUGGGAACAAGAUCACCAGCCUGUCCGCCGUGGGCACCGUCCUGGUCACCGUGGGCGUGCUGCUCUACAACAAGGCCAAGCAGCACCAGCAGGAGACCCUGCAGAGCCUGGCCAUGGCCCCACCGCCCUCAGGGCCUGCCGAGGACACCGAGCCCCUCGUCCCCAAGGAGCUGGAACCCUACGAUUGAUGGGUUAAUCACAAACGGCUGAGUGUGGCUCCGUGGAGAUCCUCCUGGAUGGGGCUGUUCCUCAGGUUCCUCUGAGUUCCUCAAAUCCUCCUGGAUGGGCUCGUUCCUCAAGUUUCUCUGGUUCCUCAAAUCCUCCUGAAUGUGACUGUUUCUCUGGUUCUUUGAGUUCCUCAAAUCCUCCUGGAUGGGGUUGUUCCUCAAGUUCCUCUGAGUUCCUCAAAUCCUCCUGGAUGGGGUUGUUCCUCAAGUUCCUCUGAGUUCCUCAAAUCCUCCUGGAUGUGACUGUUUCUCUGGUUCUUUAAAUUCCUGAAAUCUCCUGGAUGUGGCUGUUAGUGAAAUCCUUCGGGAUGUGGAUGUUCCUCCGAGUUCCUCAAAUCCUCCUCUCCGAGUUCCUCAAAUCCUCCUGGAUGUGGCUGUUCCUCAAGUUUCUCUGAGUUCCUCAAAUCCUUCUGGAUGGGGUUGUUCUUCUGGUUCCUCUGAGUUCCUCAGAUCGCCCUCUCUGAGUUCCUCAAAUCCUCCUGGAUGUGGCUGUUCUUGAAAUCCUCCUGGAUGUGGACAUUCCUGAGGUUCCUCUGAGUUCCUGAAUUCCUCCUGGUUUUGGCUGUUCUCUGGUUCUUUGAGUUCCUGAAAUCUCCUGGUUGUGGUUGUUCCUCUGAGUUCCUGAAUUCCUCCUGGAUGAUGAUGUUCCUCUGAUUCCUCUGAGUUCCUGGCAGCUCUCACCCAGGAUUUGAAGCAGGAAGGAGCUGGGAAGGAUCCAGAAAAACCUUGGGAACCUGAUGCCCCUAAAAGAGGACCUGGAAUGUGGCAAACUUGGCCUUUGUUGUCUCUCCUUGACUCCAAAUUGUUGUGUCUCACACCAAAUCACACCCGGGCCUGUGCUGGCGGAAGAACUUUGGUGUCCUGUGGGAAAACAAUUAAAACAAUUCCUGUUUCCUUCCCCAUCCAAACAAUGUGAAAAUGGGGUCCCACCACUGAGUUCUGCUGGCAGAGGGAUGCACUUGGUGCCUCGUGGAAGUUUCUGGAUGUUCUCCCUCAUUCCUGAGCUGUGGUGCAGAGAUGGAAGAGUCCAAGGAGGGAAUUGUCCCACUCUGGCCUCACCUCGAGCCCUGAGGGCCCCCAACCCUGCCAGAGCUCCAGGAGCAUCCUGACAGCACCAGAAGGGAUUUUGGGGUGGAUUCUGAUCAGGAGAUUCCAUAAUUCCAAAAGGGAUUGGAAUUCCCACCCUUUUCUCCCAAAAAUAAACCAACUUUAUUGAGGCAAACUGUGGGAAAUGAGCUGUGGUGAGCUCCUGCUGCUGCCUACAAAUCCUGGAUUUGUAGUGGUUUAAAAUAUAAAAAAUUAAUGUGGAAAUGUUGCAUUCUGAUCAUUUAUUGACAAAGUUGAAAUGCAAAUAUUCACACACAUACUCUGUGUAAAUUGGGAUCCCCCAAGAAAAAAAAACAACUUUAUUGAGGCAAACUGUGGGAAACGAGCUGUGGUGAGCUCCUGCUGCUGCCUACAAAUCCAGGAUUUGUAGUGAUUUAAAAUAUAAAAAUGUAAUGUGGAAAUGUUGCAUUCUGAUCAUUUAUUGACAAAACUGAAAUGCAAAUAUUCAUUGGGAUCCCCCCGAAAAAAAACAACUUUAUUGAGGCAAACUGUGGGAAAUGAGCUGUGGUGAGCUCCUGCUGCUGCCUACAAAUCCUGGAUCUGUAGUGGAUUAAAAUAUAAAAAUGUAAUGUGGAAAUGUUGCAUUCUGAUCAUUUAUUGACAAAACUGAAAUGCAAAUAUUCAUUGGGAUCCCCCCGAAAAAAACAACUUUAUUGAAGCAAACUGUGGGAAACGAGCUGGGGUGAACUCCUGCUGCUGCCUACAAAUCCUGGAUUUGUAGUGGUUUAAAAUAUAAAAGUUUAAUGUGGAAAUGUUGCAUUCUGAUCAUUUAUUGACAAAACUGAAAUGCAAAUAUUCACACACAUACUCUGUGUAAAUUGGAAUUCCCACUCUUUUCUCCCAAAAAUAAACCAACUUUAUUGAGGCAACCUGUGGGGAAUGAGCUGUGGUGAGCUCCUGCUGCUGCCUACAAAUCCUGGAUUUGUAGUGGAUUAAAAUAUAAAAAUGUAAUGUGGAAAUGUUGCAUUCUGAUCAUUUAUUGACAAAGUUGAAAUGCAAAUAUUCACACACAUACUCUGUGUAAAUUGGGAUCCCCCAAGAAAAAAAAACAACUUUAUUGAGGCAAACUGUGGGAAACGAGCUGUGGUGAGCUCCUGCUGCUGCCUACAAAUCCUGGAUUUCUAGUGGUUUAAAAUAUAAAAAAUUAAUGUGGAAAUGUUGCAUUCUGAUCAUUUAUUGACAAAGUUGAAAUGCAAAUAUUCACACACAUACUCUGUGUAAAUUGGGAUUCCCACUCUUUUCUCCCAAAAAUAAACCAACUUUAUUGAGGCAAACUAUGGGGAAUGAACUGUGGUGAGCUCCUGCUGCUGGCUACAAAUCCAGGAUCUGUAGUGGUUUAAAAUAUAAAAAAUUAAUGUGGAAAUGUUGCAUUCUGAUCAUUUAUUGACAAAACUGAAAUGCAAAUAUUCAUUGGGAUCCCCCCGAAAAAAAACAACUUUAUUGAGGCAAACUGUGGGGAAUGAACUGUGGUGAGCUCCUGCUGCUGCCUACAAAUCCAGGAUUUGUAGUGGAUUAAAAUAUAAAAAUUUAAUGUGGAAAUGUUGCAUUCUGAUCAUUUAUUGACAAAACUGAAAUGCAAAUAUUCACACACAUACCCUGUGUAAAUGGAGUGUUGAAUUCAAUAUUUGUAGUACUUAGAGGUUAAAAACCACUGAAAAUUGUGGUGGCAAAGGAAGCAGGAUCUGUGUAUUUCUGUAAAAAAACAUUUUGUUGUUUUAAUUUUGUUUUGUUAUGCAUGAGGAAAGAAAUUGAUUUUUUUAAAAUAUAAUUUCUAAGAGUGCAACAAAAAGCUGCCUUUUAGAAACUCAGGGUUAUGAGUCUGACCUGUGUGUAAAAUAUCUAAUUUCUGGUUAUAUAAAGAAAUCUCAGAGGCAUCUGUGACAGAUGGGAGGAAUAUUAACCAUAAACUGAGGCAAAUCUUUAUUUCUGCUGCUUUUAAGUUUCCUUUUUUUUAAAGGAAAUUUGGUUUUUGUGGUAGAUCAAAGAUUAAAAGUUCAUUUUCCUUUUGAACAGUCAGUUUUGACCAAAAAAAAAAAAAAAAGCACACAUGUAGCUACAAAAACAUUCACAUGGACUUUUUGGGAACAAAAAUUAAAUUAAAAUGAGUGGAUUUUAAUAAUUUCCACUAUUCUGGAAGGUUGGAGAGUGGAUGUAUAAUGGUAAAAAUAAUGGUUAUCAGGAAAUUACAAUUGGAAUUCCUGUAAAAUCACAUUUCCACACCUCAGUGGCUGCCUGGGGCAGAUUCCCCAAAGAUCUGAGGGAGAAAAAUGCCAAUUUUUUCAUCCUUGUGUAUGUGAUAUGUCUGUGGUAUUUUGUUUUCUUUUGUAUUCCUGUCACUUUUAUAAAAGCUGUGGACUGUGGA
Molecule: messenger RNA, 5484 nt
Organism: Zonotrichia leucophrys gambelii
Lineage: Eukaryota; Metazoa; Chordata; Aves; Passeriformes; Passerellidae
Gene: SLC35E2B
Product: solute carrier family 35 member E2B
Exons: 9
Coding region: 762-1976 (404 amino acids)
Cellular component (GO): Golgi apparatus
Molecular function (GO): antiporter activity
Source: RefSeq, a predicted model, not a curated record